UACUUGUAUCUGCACAAACUUCAGGCAACAUCGACUACUAUGCAGAGAGAGAAAAGCUGCACAGUCUGUACCGUAGAUUUGAGGCCGACAGCUACGUAACCAAUGGCACCGUGAUCAGUUGGUUUGAGGACUACAAAAUGUGGGUAAAUUCCAUCAAGAAUUCCACCCUGCUUGGUUCAGACGGCCACGCCACCGAUAGCGACACUUUCCACCAGUGGAUCCUGCAGUUCCUGACGACAGACGCGACAGGAAGGAGCCACGCUGGGGACGUCAAGUUAAAUGUUACUACGUCACCACCUACGGUCAUGGCAUCGAGAAUGAGAGGAACGUACAGGACCCUACAAGACUCUACUGAGGAGAUACAGGCCAUGGAUAGUCUGAUUGCCGGGACAGACUCUGUUGGCUUCUCUGCAGAAGCAUUUCCUUACAUGUUCCGAUUCCCUACCUAUGAAACCAACAAGGUCAUACAAUCGGAGUUGUACCGUAACCUCGGCAUCGCCAUGGCGGCAGUUUUCGUCAUCACUCUGCUGCUCCUGGCAGACUUUAUGGGAAGUCUCUGGGUUCUUCUCUGUGUCGUCAUGACUUUGGUGGACGUAGGUGGGAUGCUGCACCACUGGGGCCUGACCAUCGACACGGUGACCACAAACAUCAUGGUCAUCGCCAUCGGUCUGGCCGUCGACUACGCCACGCAUAUCUGCCAUACAUUCCUCAUUGUCGGUGGCACAAGGCAGGAAAGAGCUCUUCUGACUCUAUCCAACAUGGGCCCAGCAGUCUUUAACGGAGGGUUCAGCACAUUUCUGGCUAUCGUGCUGCUGGCAUCUUCACAGCACUACGUCUUUAUAACUUUCUUCAAGGUGUUUUUCCUCGUCCUGCUGUUCGGAUGUCUCCACGGGCUGGUGUUCCUGCCGGUCAUACUGAGCUGGCUGGGACCGGCUCCGUACGACACGGCCCCGGUACGGGACACGGCCCCGGCACAGGACUCGGAACAGUCCGACAAACGGUACAUCAGGAAGGUUCAGACUCAAGGUUUCGUCAACCCAGGUCUGGAAAUGGACGGGGACGUCAGAACCGGGGUGCCUGAAAAUCGUUCAGACGUCGUCCCCUGUGUGAUGUCCCGGCCUGAGUACCCCCCUGAUAUCCCUUCGCCAGAUUACAAUGUUUCACCAGCCUCAACAAUCAGACAUAUCGCAAACACUGGCAACUCCGUACAUGGUCAUGCUGAAGCUACCGUCCAAUGGGGAUCCCGUAAUAAAAUCCCAGAAGUGAACCAAUUGGACGUCCGGAUAGACAACAUGAUCACCGCAGCGAACCAGAAACUGUUCCUGUUACGCCGACUUAAGAGAUGUGGGGUAUCAACAGAAGACCUUACAACAGUCUACACGGCCUAUGUUCGACCCUCUGUUGAAUACGCAAUGCCUGUGUGGUACAACUCUGUAACUGCCGCUCAAUCUGAAAAACUAGAACGCGUACAGAAGAGGGUGUGCCGAAUCAUACUGGGUAUGCAGUACACAGACUACAUGUCAGCUCUGAGCACACUCAACAUCAGCUCCUUGGCAGAACGGCGUGAAAGACUCGAUCUGUGUAACUGA
Messenger RNA from Branchiostoma floridae (Florida lancelet), 1589 nucleotides. Its product is annotated as NPC1-like intracellular cholesterol transporter 1. The coding region runs from base 138 to 1589 and encodes 483 amino acids. The record is from RefSeq and is a predicted model, not a curated record. Gene Ontology annotation, cellular component: membrane. The transcript has 8 exons. NCBI's taxonomy places the organism in Eukaryota, Metazoa, Chordata, Leptocardii, Amphioxiformes, Branchiostomatidae.